This is a messenger RNA of Alosa sapidissima (American shad), 5208 nucleotides long. Its product is annotated as lactase-phlorizin hydrolase-like. The record is from RefSeq and is a predicted model, not a curated record. The transcript has 14 exons. Lineage: Eukaryota; Metazoa; Chordata; Actinopteri; Clupeiformes; Clupeidae. Gene Ontology annotation, biological process: carbohydrate metabolic process. Gene Ontology annotation, molecular function: lactase activity. The coding region runs from base 86 to 4921 and encodes 1611 amino acids.
AGUGAAGAACUGUGCCUACAACCAUGAAAACCAUUUCCAGUCCAUUUCAACAGUGCUCAAAGCACUGGAAAACGAAGACCUUCAAAUGCUGGGAUGUGAUAUUAAAGAUUUUUUGGGGCGCAUAGGCAAUAUCUACUCUCGUUCUACAGAAUCUCAGAGUGCACAUUCAGAGAUAAAAAAGGCAUCAAUGUCUCCUUAUGAGAACGUCUGGCGGAGUUUUAGCUCUCAGUCCCCAUCUGAGCGUGAUGACUUCCUGAUUGGAUCAUUUCCUGAGGGCUUUCAGUGGGCCGUCUCCAGUGAGUCUUUCAAAGUGGAGGGUGGCUGGUCUGAAGAUGGCAAGGGGGAAACAAUAUGGGACCGUUUUGGACACCAGGGUCAUGUGUUUGAUAACCAGACUGCUGACCUGGCUUGUGACAGCUACAACAAGGUGGACUAUGAUGUGUACCUGCUCAGAGGUCUGCUCACUGACACCUUUCAGUUUUCCAUAUCUUGGGCCCGAAUCUUCCCUACUGGCCACAGGGGGAGCCUGUCAGAGAAAGGAGCCCUUUAUUAUGACAACCUCAUCAACACGCUCCUUCAGUCAAACAUAGAGCCCGUUGUCACCCUUUAUCACUGGGACCUUCCUCAGGCCUUACAAGACAAUGGAGGCUGGACGAAUCUCACUGUUGUGGAGGCUUUUAAAGACUUUGCAGACUUCUGCUUCUCCAGAUAUGGAGACAGAGUGAAGACCUGGAACACCUUCAGCAGUCCGUGGGUCGUGAGCCACUCUGGUUAUGGCACUGGUGAGCAUGCACCGGGAGUCAAGGACCCAGUAAUAUCAUCCUAUCAGGUGACCCAUAACAUACUGAAGUCCCAUGCUGAGGCCUGGCAUGUCUACAACGAUAACUACAGGAAACCGCAGGGUGGGAGAGUGGGCAUAGCUCUGAACUCAGACUGGGCUGAGCCUCUGAACGCUACAAGUCCUCAGGACAUUGAGGCAGCUGGACGCUAUCUGGACUUAAUGCUGGGCUGGUUUGCGCACCCCAUAUUCGUGGAUGGAGACUAUUCACCAAAGUUCAAGACUCAGAUUGAACAGAAGAAGCAAGAAUGUCAGCCCGUUGAGGUAGCAAGACUUCCUGUGUUCACAGAAGCUGAGAAACAGCGGAUCAAAGGAACAGCAGAUUUCUUUGGGCUGAACCACUACACCACCCGUCUUAUAAAUGGGAGUAGCGGACAGUGUGUUCCAGGACCUCAUGGUGUUGGAGACUUCCAGUCUCAUGUUGACCCCAGCUGGCCAAGUACAGGGUCUAGCUCGGUUCAAAUAGUACCUUGGGGACUUCGCCGUCUGCUCAACUACAUCUCAGCACAGUACACAUCAGUCACCAAGGUGCCAAUUCACAUCACUGGAACUGGGAUGCCAACAGCUUACGGUGGAAACGUACUCAAUGACGCCCAACGUGUAGAAUUUCUGCGAGGCUACAUCAACGAGGCACUGAAAGCUAUAACUGAAGAUGGACUUAACAUACAAAAAUUUACUGUUCAAUCAUUAAUGGAUGGAUUUGAAGGUCCUCAAGGCUACAGUGAGAGAUAUGGGUUAUACUAUGUAACUUUUGAAGACCUAAAUCGACCUAGAACCCCAAAGGAAUCCGCCUACUUCUACUCUGAAGUAAUACAAAAUAAUGGCUUCACAAGUGCGAUAGCAAGACAUACAAAUCAGGUUACUUUCCAACAACCCCAAACUAGUAAGAUUCCUUUACCACCAUCUGAAGUUCCAUCUAAAUCCAAAGUUGUUUGGGAGAAGUUUUCACAUCAGACCAACUUUCAGAGGAAGCUUUAUCACUAUGGAACAUUCCCUGAAGGAUUCCAGUGGGGUGUCUCCUCCUCAGCCUAUCAGAUUGAAGGUGCGUGGAACACAGAUGGAAAAAAACCAAGUGUGUGGGACACAUUCACUCAGAAGCCUGGGAACAUCCCAACCAGUGAAACUGGCAAUGUGGCAUGUGACAGUUACAAUAAGGUGGAAGAGGAUCUCUACAUGCUAAGAGCUCUAGGAGUGAAGUCCUACAGAUUUUCCUUGUCCUGGUCAAGAAUAUUUCCAGAUGGCCAAAGACCUUCUAUGAAUCAGAAGGGAGUAGACUAUUAUAAUAAACUGAUCAAUGGUCUCCUUGCCCAAAACAUCACCCCAAUGGUGACUCUCUACCACUGGGACCUUCCUCAGGCUCUACAGGACACUGGUGGGUGGGACAAUGCCAACAUGACUGACAUCUUCAAUGACUUUUGCGACUUCUGCUUUUCCACCUUUGGUGAUAGAGUCAAGUUCUGGAUCACAUUCAACCAACCUUAUACAAUUGCUUGGUUUGGUUAUGGACUGGGUCUGUAUCCUCCCAAUUCUAAAGAUCCAGGAAACGCCCCUUACAGAAUUGCACGCAAUCUCCUUAACGCUCAUGCAAAAGCAUAUCACACCUAUGAUGAUAACUACAGAUUAACUCAAGGAGGACUAGUGUCCAUCAGCCUCAAUGCAGAUUGGGUUGAGCCAAAAGACCCCAACGACCCUCGACAGGUAACUGCUGCUGACCGAGCCCUCCAGUUCCAGCUGGGCUGGUUUGCCCACCCCAUCUUCAAAAACGGCGACUACCCUGAUGCCAUGAAGUGGCAAGUUGGCAACAAGAGUGAACUUCAGGGACUUCCACAGUCCCGACUGCUAACUUUCACUGACCAGGAGAAGGCUUAUAUUCAAGGCACUGCUGAUGUCUUUUGCAUUAACUCCUACACAACAAAGGUUGUACGAUAUGUGACUACAGCACUCACUCCUGCAUCGUACGACACUGAUCAAGACAUUGGUAUGGAGGAUGAGCCAAAUUCUCCAACCACUCCUAUCGUAGGGCAAAGGGCUGUGUCAUGGGGCCUCAGAAGACUUCUCAACUGGAUCAAAGAAGAAUAUGGAGAUCCAGAUAUAUACAUCACAGAAAAUGGAAUGGCUUCGCUUCCUGGAAUAACAGUCGAUGAUACUGAUAGAGUGUUCUUUUUCAAAAUGCACAUUGAUGAGGCUCUGAAAGCUCAAAAUCUGGAUGGGGUAAAGGUGAAGGGCUACACAUUGUAUUCCCUCAUGGACCAAUUUGAGUGGCUCAGUGGCUAUGACCUGGGAUUUGGGCUUCAUCACGUUUCCUUCACAAACCCCCUCCGCCCCAGAACACCAAAGCGAUCUGCUCACCACUACCACAAAAUAAUUACGGAAAAUGGAUUCCCCGAAACCGAAGUGGAGAAAAUGUUGUAUGGGAAUUUCCGAGAAGAUUUUGCCUGGAGCACAGCCACAGCUUCUUACCAGACUGAAGGGGCCUGGAGAUCAGAUGGAAAAGGUCUCAGCAUAUGGGACAAGUUUUCUCAUCUUGCUGGAAAGAUUGGAAAUGAUGACAAUGGAGACAUUGCUUGCGACAGCUACAACAAAUACAUGGAGGAUAUAUCCAUGCUCAAGAGUUUAAACGUGGGUCAUUAUCGCCUCUCCAUAUCCUGGGCCAGGGUCCUGCCCGAUGGCACCACUAAAACCAUUAACCAGGCUGGGCUCAACUUCUACCAUCGUCUGAUUGAUGCGCUGCUGGCUGCUAAUAUCCAGCCUCAGGUGACCCUGUACCACUGGGAUCUUCCCCAGGCUCUGCAGGACAUGGGCGGUUGGGAGAAUGCUCAGAGCGUUCAGUGGUUCAAGGACUACGCAGAUUUCAUGUUUAAUAGCAUUGGAGACAAAGUGAAAUUCUGGAUCACUUUUAAUGAGCCAUACAUUGUGGCUAAUUUAGGAUAUGGUUAUGGUAACUUUGCACCAGGUGUUAACAGACCAGACGUAGGGCCUUACAAUGUUGCUCAUAACUUAAUCAAGGCCCAUGCUGAGGCCUGGCAUCUGUACAAUGAUAACUAUCGGGCCAAGCAAGGGGGCGUAAUCUCCAUAACACUCAAUUCUGACUGGGCAUACCCUCGAAACCCAGCCAAGCAAGAAGAUGUAUAUGCAGCCAAUCGUUACGUCCAAUUCUUCCUGGGAUGGUUUGCUCACCCAAUUUUCAAAGGCGACUACAGUGAGCUGAUGAAGGAAGCUGUUAAAGAGAGGAGCCUCUUAGGGGGCUUAACCAAGUCAAGACUUCCAGAGUUUACACCCGCAGAAGUACAAAGGAUCAAUGGCACCCAUGACUAUUUUGGACUAAACCACUAUACAUCUGUCUUGUCCUUCAUGGUAGAUUUUGGAGAUCAGCAGAACUAUGACGCUGACAGAGGGACGGCUGCCAUCUCUGAUUGGACCUGGAUAGAAUCUGGCUCUGCCUGGUUGAGGAUAACUCCUCACGGCUUCAGAAACCUCCUGAGAUUCAUCAAGGAUGAGUAUGGGAACCCUCCCGUAUAUGUCACAGAGAACGGUAUCUCAGAAAAUGGCCCUGUAGAUCUCAAUGAUAUACACAGAAGCCACUACUAUGAAAGUUACAUCAAUGAGGCCUUGAAAGCUUACCUGAUCGAUGGUGUGGACAUGCGUGGCUACACAGCCUGGUCUCUGAUGGACAACUAUGAGUGGGCUAUGGGCUAUGAGGAACGGUUUGGCCUCUUCUAUGUUAACCGCUCUGAUCCCAACCUUCCACGUGUACCAAAGGAGUCCACCAAGCGCUACAGCAGCAUCGUCCGCUGCAAUGGAUUCCCCGAUCCCUCUCAGGGUCCUCAUGAGUGCCUCAAUCCUGAGCCGCAAGGGACGUCCUCUCCUACCACCACCGCCAUUCCAGUGAAGCCAGCAGCGGUCAAAUUUCUGGGUAUGGAGGUGUCACCUCCUGAUGCUACGAGGGCUCUAAAUGUUCUUUUCGCCUUCUCCAUUCUUGGUGUUUUAGGUGCAGCAAUCAUGACCUAUCAGUGUUUCGGUGCCACUAAGAAGUCAAAACAACCUGCCGAUGAAGGCGUGUAUGAGAACACAAGCGCCCUUUAGUUUUUCUUCCAUCUUAUAUCAAAAACAGUAAUCUGACUACACAAAUGUUAAGCAAUCAUUAAACUGGUGACAUAGUCAGUGCUCUUCUAUAAACUAUCCUUUAGGUGGCAGUAUAAGACAACUCUACACUUUCUCUAUGGAGGCGUAACUUUAAAUGAGAUCACAGUUUGUAUUUGUAUUUUCUUGAGCAAAACUGAAACACAAGAUACACAGACCUAGGCUAAAGCACAAAGCAGUGGAUUGAUUGACUGAUUAAUUCCUAUACAGACAGUAAAUUACAGAAAGAU